Messenger RNA from Arabis nemorensis, 432 nucleotides. The record is from the annotation of a GenBank genome assembly. NCBI's taxonomy places the organism in Eukaryota, Viridiplantae, Streptophyta, Magnoliopsida, Brassicales, Brassicaceae.
AUGGCAACUAUCUACUCGGCAAGCAAAGCAGCAUUGUUACGAUUUUAUGAGGCACUAAGAGCUGAACUUAGUCCGGAAAUAAAAGUAACACUUGUUCUUCCGGGGCUAAUCUCUACGGAUAUGACAACUCCUAAGCUUAUAGAAAUAUUCGGUUCAGAUUCAAUACUAUCAGAAUCAGUGACUAGACGUGCAAAAGCAAUUUUUCAAGGUGUUUGUCGAGGAGAAUCAAAUAUAGAAGAACCAAGUUGGAUAAAAUGGUUAUUCUUUGUGAAGACAGUGUGCCCUGAAGUAAUCUUCUUCAUGAUCAACUACUUUUUUCUCCAUUAUCUCAAACCUGUUUACAAACGUGCUGAGAAGGCAAGAAACGGACCCAUUAAUUCAAUAUCGCUACUCUUCAUGUUGUCUUUUAAAUAUUCUAAAUACUUAGUUUAA